Cataglyphis hispanica is the source of this 3684-nucleotide messenger RNA. It is a transcript of the gene PolI, whose product is annotated as DNA polymerase iota. Gene Ontology annotation, molecular function: DNA-directed DNA polymerase activity; damaged DNA binding. The record is from RefSeq and is a predicted model, not a curated record. The transcript is spliced from 3 exons. The coding region runs from base 393 to 2132 and encodes 579 amino acids. Gene Ontology annotation, biological process: translesion synthesis. NCBI's taxonomy places the organism in Eukaryota, Metazoa, Arthropoda, Insecta, Hymenoptera, Formicidae.
CUUGCUUAAGUAGCGGAAUUUUUCUUGUAUACAUCAUACGUAUCUAUAUUUUCUAUAUGACAAUUUAAAAACAUGGCUACCAUAUGAAAAAUGGAUUGGUUGACGAAUCGCUGACUCGCAGAAACGUUUCUGGUAGUCUGGACCUAAAUCGAAGGACUCAUUAAGAACGCCAAAUAAUUCUCGGGAGUGAAAGCCGCGCGAAUUCGCAAUAGCACAGAUUCUAUGUUUCUCACGAGCGAUUAAUAUUCCGUUCUCUUCUAUUAUCUGGAAAGACUUGCUGCAAAACCGAGAUGCAAUUAAGAGAAUACUAAGAACUAGGAUGUGAAGAACUUUAGAAGAAGUUUUGUAAACUUUAUUGUUUGCAAGAAUAUUGAUUCCUGAUAAAUAUCCACAUGGAUACUGCAGAUUUUAAUACUAUUGUGCAUCACCCAAGAACCAUCAUCCACUUGGAUGUUGACUGUUUUUACGCUCAGGUAGAGAUGCUUAGGCAUCCAGAAUAUGAGGGAAAACCAUUAGGUGUUCAGCAAAAAAGUAUAGUGGUCACUAGCAAUUAUUUGGCAAGAGAAUAUGGAAUAAAAAAAUGUAUGCCAGUGCAAGAAGCAUUGCGUCUAUGUCCAGAAUUGGUCUUGGUAAAUGGCGAAGAUUUAACACAUUAUCGUCAUUAUUCAACUAAGGUAUUUGAAAUUCUGCAUCGAUUUACACCGUUAGUGGAGAGACUGGGCUUUGACGAUUAUUUUCUUGAAAUAAGAUCAACAAUGGAGAAACAGCUCAAGUCUCAGAAUGAUUCAGAGUUUGAUAUGAACAAUUUGCGCACAGACGAGGAGCUAAAGGAAUCGGAUAGUAAGAUAUUUGGACCUUCAGAUGAAGAAUGUCCAUGCGAUUGUCAUACACGCUUGAUGAUUGGCUCCAAGAUAGCAGCUGGAAUAAGGAAUCGUAUUUAUGAAGAACUACACCUAACUUGUAGCGCUGGAAUAGCACAUAAUAAGCUUCUGGCUAAAUUGGCAGGAUCAUUAAAUAAACCAAACCAGCAGACAUUAAUAUUUCCAUGCAGUGGUCCAAUGUUGCUCUCUACAAUAGGCUCUGUAUCCAAAAUACCUGGUGUUGGACAAAAGACUAUGGAAUUACUGUUGUCAAAUAACAUAAAAACAGUAGACGAUUUACGAAAAAUAUCUCUAGAAAAUCUGGAAUCGAAAAUUGGUGUUGAUUUAGCAAGAAGAUUGAAAGAUAAUGCAGAAGGGAUCGACGAGACAGUGGUAAAACCAUCUGGAAAGAAGCAAUCCAUAGGUUUGGAGGAUGGAUUUAAAAGUGUGUCCCUAGUGGCUGAAGUAGAGUCACGAUUAGGUGCGCUAUUGAGGAGAUUAACAGAAUUGGCAAUGGAAGAUGGUAGAAUUCCUAUUGCUAUGAGAAUAACAGUGCGGAAACAUGAUUUGAAAAAACCUACUUGCGGUAAGAGAGAGACCAGACAAUGCGCGCUGCCAAAACAUCUUUUACCGUCCACAAAAACCGGCAUGUAUGAUCAUAGUAAAAUGUUAACGCUCGCCAUGAAGCUAUUUCAUCGAAUAGUUGACGUUUCCAAACCAUUCCACUUAACAUUGUUGGGAAUUGCAUUUACUAAAUUUGAAGAAAGAUCACAUGGCAGGAGUAGCAUUACAUCCUUUUUGCGCAAGCAGGUCGCCGUCCAUUCCGUUUUAGAUAUCAAUUCUGAAGAAGGCAUUGCAGAAGUGAAUUUGGGAUCACCAAUGAGUAUCAAUCAAGACAGUAAUGAUAGCCUCGAUCAGUCAGCAGCGAGUGUGAUGAACACUUCUGCGUCAAGUCUCUCGUGCUCACCAAUUUCAAAAUUGUCAGGCGUAGCAAUUAGUCAAAAUACAGAGGACGAUUUGCAGAACGAGGUAGAACCAUUACCGAAGAAGACCAAGCUGGAAGUGUGGUUGAGCGGUCGUCGAGAAUCACCGAGUAACGAAAUGGCUGAUCUUAGACUAAGCCCAUCAUCGCCCAUGCAAUUGUCACCCACAGUGGAUACUACAGUUUUCAGGACUCUGCCCAUCGAAAGGAGAGAUGUCACGCGUUCUUGGCCGACAACCAGCAAACCAAAACCAAACAAUAUACUUAAAUAUUUCAUAGCCAAUAAGUGACAGAGCUUUGUAACUUAGUAUUGAAUGUCAUUGCUCUUAUAUAUGGGCUUGAAUUGAACAUUAAAUGCCAGCACCGAGAUGUGAGCUUUAGUUUUCAGUACUUUGAGUGCUAAAUUUUAAAAUAUAAAACGAGAAAAUAAUAUAUGUUACAUAUAGAAUUCUUAUACAGGUCUUCUGUUCUAAGUAAUACAACUUAAAAAUACUUGCAGUGUCCAAAAAUACUUGCAGAAAAUAUAAUAUUUUAUUUCAUUAAUAAUAAAAAAAAGGAAGUUUAUUGUAUUAUUAACAUUAAUUAAAAUCGAGUAUUGUGUGUAAUUGCACAAUACUUCUUAUUUUAGAUAAUUAUUUCGAAUAAUUCUUAUUUAACGCUCAAAGAUUAUGCUCUGAAAUUUUGACAUACAUUUAAAAAUCAUUCCAUAUAAAUUUAAUUUCUUUCUCUGACUUUGUCGUGCGCGUUUUAACUUCUCAAACAAAGUACAGUUGCAGAUCUUAUAUGACAAAAGACAUCUGUGUUCAAUUGCAUUUAACAUAUAUUUUCGUUCGUUUGUUUUUUAUAUAUAAUAUAUAUACGAUUAGAAGUUCGCGCGCGAUCAGCGAGAAUAUAGGUGUAAUGAUAGCAUAUAUGCUAGUUUUUUAGCAAUAGUUUAUAUUACUUUUUAUUUUUGAACAAUGAUGAAAAGUAUUGUGAUUACAUUUUGAGUUAUUUGUAGUUACAAUUAUUUUAUUAAUAUUAUUUUAUCAGAGAAAUAUACUUAAAAAAGCUAUUGUAACUCAUUCUUCAAUUUUUAUUUAUUCAAUAUUUUGUUUAUAUUGUAACUGAUAAACAAAAAUUGUUUAGAAGAUAAACUAUCAAGUACAAGGAAUAGAAAAUACUUCAAUUUUUACAUUUUUCAUUGCUUUCAUUGCUUUCAUGCUAUAACGCAAAAUGUGAGCUAUAUUCAUUUAGUAUUAUGUAAGUACAUGAUUUUCAUAUGAAUGUAAUACACAUAUUAAGACAAAUAUUUUUAAACAAAACUAUUACAAAAAGAAUAUAUUAUACAUUUAUCUUAUUUAUAUAACAAAGUUAGAAAAUGUAUUAAAGAAAUAUCAAGAUAUGCCUAUCAAUUCAUAUAUAAUUAAAAUAAGGUGCUGACAUUCGAUGUUGUGAUUCUCGAUGGAUAAAUAAUUUCAUAAAUUAACUUUCUAAGAAGAAAAUUCUCUCUAUUUUUAGUACUGUUAUAAAUGUUAUCUCAUAAUUAAGGAUCGAAAUCGAUAUAAUUUCGGCGAACUUAGUUUUUCAUGCUGCAGUACGCGAAAGACAGUCAUAUAAUCAGCUGUUGUAUUUCUAUUAUCGCGAUUAAAAACGGAUAUUUUUGCGUAGUCUGCAGUAUCGAAAUCUGAAGUUAGAUUAGUAAAUAAUAUCGUUUUCGAAAAAUACUGCUUAUAAUAUACGCGUCGCAUAUCAUGCGAGAAAUAUGGCUGGAAAGAAAUAUUCGGUUAUUCCCGUCAGGACUAAGUACUGGCGCGGAGCUUCAUUAAAAUAUAUAAAUGUAUACGUGUAAUUACUCACAUG